Molecule: messenger RNA, 1662 nt
Organism: Penicillium coprophilum
Lineage: Eukaryota; Fungi; Ascomycota; Eurotiomycetes; Eurotiales; Aspergillaceae
Exons: 8
Coding region: 1-1662 (553 amino acids)
Biological process (GO): negative regulation of silent mating-type cassette heterochromatin formation; negative regulation of rDNA heterochromatin formation
Cellular component (GO): cytosol; Rpd3L complex
Source: RefSeq, a predicted model, not a curated record
AUGAACAAAUAUUAUGGUGAUAAGUCACGUGCAUUGCCCUUAUCACAUAACCCGAAUUUCCUAAUUCGGCUAGCGGAGAUCGGUCUUCCGCAUGUCUUGCCGUCAGAGAGCUUCAUCACACAUCGAAAUACCCGGCCUCUUACUUUUCCCCUCCUCGGGAACCCUCUCGUUGUCGACACCGUAACUAUGGCGGCGCAAGCGGCAUUAAUCGCCGAUACCAUUACCGGCAUGAAGCGGGCCUUGCGCAGAGAGCGUGAAGAGAACGGUCCGGACGAUCCGAUCAUGGCACCGACGAACCGAGGGAACAAAAUGCAUGCUAAUGCUAAAUAUGUGAGCGAGGGUGCACUGGGCUACAUCCACGCCGAGGAUUACUACAAGCAGAGAGUUGAGCACGCUGGUUAUACGCGCUACAUUCUUCAGCCGAACCCGAUUCGCUAUGAUUCAGAGGGAGACGAGCUUGAUGAGGAUGAUGAGGAUUCCGAGGCUGAUGCUGCGGCUGCUGAAGAGAACCCGUUCUCUGGAAUUGCGCUUGAGACCCUUCUGUGUCCCCUGAAGCAUCCUUCCGAACUCGCAACCCAUCCUUCCAUGUCCCAAGCAUACACGUCGCAAGCGCUGGAGAACAUGACAGCCGCAGUUGAGCAUAAGCUUCGCCAGGAAAAGGCUUUGCUGUGGCGCGCCAGGAGCCUGCAUAGACAAUUCCUCGGUGAUAGCAAUUGGAUGCCAUGCGGUGCGCUCGAGACGCCUAAUGACCACUUGAUCUUCGACCCCAGGCUUGUCAGUAAUGCCCCGAGCGUAUAUGCCGGCUCGCAGGUUGCAAGUGGGACUGGUACCCCUUCUACCACUAAGGAUCUCAAUGCCCCGCAAGACGCAGCUCAAAAGGUAGCUGCAUCAACAGCCACACAGGACCCCCAGUCGGCACAGAACGGCACAAAAGCCCAGGCCAAUUCAACGCCGAAUGACGUGGAAAUGGCCGAUGUCCCAGCAGAGGGCGAAGCGACCAAGAACGGCUUGCAGCUCAAAUCAGAAGAGACUGAUGCCACCAGAGCAACAACCACUCAGCCGGGGAGAGCGCAAACCCACCCCCCCAACGGGAAACAAGGCACGGACACAACGAAAAAGGCCGGUCCUGUCGACACAACUGAACUCAACGACGACACAGAACAAGACGCCGAAAUGCACGACGGCUCACCCGAACCACCACGGCGAAUGACAACGCGUGCGCAAGCCAAUGCAGUCAAUCCUGACAAUGAAAACGGCUCCCCACUCUCUGACACAGCAUUUCCACUCCCUACCCCCCACCCUCUUUUCCUCGUCCCGGACAACAUCCGCCCCGACCCAAACUAUGGCCUGCCUGCCUCCGAAGCCGAGGAAACCCGCCGUCUGCUCUGGUCGUAUAUUCAGAAGCAGGAAGAGACGGUGCGCGGGGUUGAGCACAUGCUUCAUUCGCUGAAAAGAUCUUGCCGAAUGAAAGCUGAUGUUCUGGAGUGGUGUAAGGCCGAGGGACAUGUUGGCGAGAUGAGUGAUGGAGAGGACUGGUAUGAUCGUGAGCAAUGGGGGCUUGCUGAGGGCGAGGAUUUGAAGAAGGGAACCGAUGAAGAUGAGGUUGAGACUGUUGAUGAGAGUCGGACACAGGGGAAGAGGGGGAGAGGAAGACGACAGUGA